UCUGGCGGAGUAAGACGUCGCAGCCAGUCCGCGCGUGAUCACGUGAGCGCGAGAGCGAAAGAGGCAGAAGCGGCGAUGUAGCAGCAGCAGCGGGUCUCAGCGCCGCACUGACAGCCUGGAAUUACAGUAUCGUUUCUUGCUGAGGGAACGCGGCCAUGGCGGGGCUCUAUUGAGGGAAAACGAGAUCGCACACCAGGCUCCUCGUCUCGGCGUUUCUCUUUCCGCUGCUCUUGUCGCACACCUAUGCAUUGCUGCGUUGCGGAUAACGGACUGUGUUGAAAGAACGGGGCUGAAAAAGAAGGAGGAAAAAAAAAAGCUUAGCUUUGUAAAUUUUGAAACAGAAUGGCGGACCGUGAUACAUUAGCCCUUCCUCUGGAGGUGAGAGCGAGAUUAGCCGAGCUGGAACUGGAGUUAUCGGAAGGUGACAUCACACAGAAAGGCUAUGAAAAGAAGAGAUCAAAGUUAAUUGGCGCCUACCUCCCACAGCUGCCAGGGGUAGAUCCCUCCCUGUCCCAGGAGAGGAGACCCCCCAUCACGCCCUCUUCCUCGUCCCGUUACCACCGGCGACGCUCUUCCGGGUCACGGGACGAGCGAUACAGAUCAGAUGUGCACACAGAGGCCGUGCAAGCGGCGCUGGCCAAACAGAAAGAGCGCAAGAUGGCGGUGCCCAUGCCGUCCAAGCGUCGCUCCCUGGUGGUGCAGACCUCGAUGGAUGCCUACACUCCCCCAGGUGAGGAACAUGUGCCCAUCCAAGACACAUCCUCGGGCUCAGAGGGGGAGGGCUCCAUGCAGGGGGAGGGCACCCCCACCUCCAGCCAGGGGAGCAUAAACAUGGAGCACUGGAUCAGCCGAGCCAUCCACGGCUCCACCACCUCCUCCACCACCUCCUCCUCCUCCACCCACAGCGGGGGCAGCGGCGCCGCCAGCCGAUUGGCCGACGUCAUGGGCCAGACGCACAUCGGCGGCUCAGGGCCCAUCGCUCACCUCUCGCUGAAGCGGGACGCGGGGCGGGGCGCGGGGCGGGGCGCGGUGGAGAACGGGAACUCGCCCCGCCGGUCCCGCGCACCGGGAGCAGACCUGGCCUGGCACCCGCACUCCCAGGCCGAGGAGAACCACUCGGCCCCGCCCGAUGUCACCACCUACACGUCGGAGCACUCCAUGCAGGGGGAGAGGCCUCAGGUGUCCACCACCUCCAGGACCACGCCCAAAUACGGCAACGCAGAGCUCAUGGAGACAGGAGACGGUGUGCCCGUUAGCAGCCGCGUCUCCGCUAAGAUCCAGCAGCUGGUGAACACGCUGAAGAGGCCCAAGCGGCCGCCGCUGCGCGAGUUCUUUGUGGACGAUUUCGAGGAGCUGCUGGAGGUCCAACAGCCGGACCCGAACCUGCCCAAACCAGAGGGGGCCCAGAUGCUGACCAUGCGGGGGGAGCAGCUGGGCGUGGUCACCAACUGGCCCCCGUCUCUGGAGGCCGCCCUGCAGCGCUGGGGUACCAUCUCCCCCAAAGCGCCCUGCCUGAGCAGCAUGGACACCAACGGGAAACCGCUCUACAUCCUCACAUACGGGAAGCUCUGGACCCGGAGCAUGAAGGUGGCCUUCAACAUCCUGCACAAGCUGGGGACCAAGCAGGAGCCCAUGGUCCGGCCGGGGGACCGGGUGGCGCUGGUCUUCCCCAACAACGACCCGGCGGCCUUCAUGGUGGCGUUUUACGGCUGCCUGCUGGCGGAGGUGGUGCCCGUGCCCAUCGAGGUGCCGCUGACCAGAAAGGACGCAGGAAGUCAGCAGAUCGGUUUCCUGCUGGGCAGUUGCGGCGUGACCGUAGCGCUAACGAGCGACGCCUGCCACAAGGGAUUACCCAAGAGCCCCACGGGAGAAAUCCCACAAUUCAAAGGAUGGCCAAAGCUGCUGUGGUUCGUCACGGAGUCCAAGCACCUAUCCAAACCUCCGCGGGACUGGUUUCCACACAUCAAAGAUGCAAACAACGACACUGCCUACAUAGAGUAUAAGACCUGUAAGGACGGGAGUGUUCUGGGAGUGACGGUGAUGAGGAUCGCUCUGCUCACGCACUGUCAGGCCCUGACGCAGUCCUGCGGCUACACAGAAGCGGAGACCAUAGUGAAUGUAUUGGACUUUAAGAAGGACGUGGGGCUGUGGCACGGCAUCCUCACGAGUGUGAUGAACAUGAUGCACGUUAUCAGCAUUCCGUACUCGCUGAUGAAGGUCAACCCGCUGUCCUGGAUACAGAAGGUGUGCCAGUACAAAGCUAAGGUGGCGUGUGUGAAGUCCCGGGACAUGCACUGGGCGCUGGUGGCGCACCGGGACCAGCGGGACGUCAACCUCAGCUCCCUCCGAAUGCUGGUGGUGGCCGACGGCUCCAACCCCUGGUCCAUCUCCUCCUGUGAUGCGUUCCUGAACGUCUUCCAGAGCAAGGGGCUGAGAGCUGAGGUGAUCUGCCCCUGUGCCAGCUCUCCAGAGGCCCUGACCGUGUCUAUCCGCAGGCCCACAGACGACAGUAACCUGCCCCCGGGCAGGGGGGUGCUGUCCAUGCAGGGGCUGAGCCACGGGGUCAUCCGGGUGGACUCCGAGGAGAAGCUCUCCGUGCUGACGGUGCAGGACGUGGGCACGGUGAUGCCAGGAGCGCUCAUGUGCGUGGUGAAGCCGGACAGCGUUCCCCAGCUCUGCAGGACGGACGAGAUCGGGGAGCUGUGCGUCUGCUCCAUCGCCACGGGAACGUCCUACUACGGCCUCUCGGGCAUGACCAAGAACACCUUCGAGGUGUUCCCCAUGAGCAGUUCCGGGGCCCCCAUCAGCGAGUACCCCUUCACCAGGACGGGCCUGCUGGGGUUCGUGGGCCCGGGGGGGCUGGUCUUCAUCGCGGGGAAGAUGGACGGGCUGAUGGUGGUGGGGGGGCGGAGACACAACGCCGAUGACAUCGUCGCCACGGCGCUGGCGGUGGAGCCAAUGAAGUUUGUGUACAGGGGAAGGAUCGCCGUGUUCUCCAUCACGGUGCUCCACGACGAGCGGAUCGUGGUGGUGGCCGAGCAGCGGCCCGACUCCACCGAGGAGGACAGCUUCCAGUGGAUGAGCCGCGUGCUGCAGGCCAUCGACGGGAUUCACCAGGUGGGGGUGUACUGCCUGGCGCUCGUGCCCUCAAACACCCUCCCCAAAACGCCGCUGGGCGGGAUCCACCUGUCCGAGACCAAGCAGCUGUUCCUGGAGGGGUCCCUGCACCCCUGCAACGUCCUCAUGUGCCCCCACACCUGCGUCACCAACCUGCCCAAACCGCGGGAGAAACAGCCAGAGAUCGGGCCCGCGUCGGUGAUGGUGGGUAACCUGGUGUCGGGGAAGCGGAUCGCCCAGGCCAGCGGCCGGGACCUGGGGCAGAUCGAGGACAAUGACCAGGCAAGGAAGUUCCUGUUCCUGUCAGAGGUGUUGCAGUGGAGGGCGCAGACCACCCCAGACCACGUGCUCUUCACGCUGCUGAACUCUCGGGGGACGAUAGCCAGCUCGCUGACCUGCCUCCAGCUGCACAAGCGGGCGGAGAAGAUCGCCGCCAUGCUGGCGGAACGGGGGCACCUGCAGGACGGGGAUCACGUGGCGCUCGUCUACCCCCCAGGGAUUGACCUGAUUGCAGCGUUUUAUGGGUGCCUGUACGCCGGCUGCGUGCCCAUCACCGUCCGGCCCCCCCAUCCCCAGAACAUCGCCACCACCCUGCCCACUGUGAAGAUGAUCGUGGAGGUGAGUCGCUCGGCCUGUGUGAUGACCUCACAGGUGAUCUGUAAGCUGCUGCGGUCGAAGGAAGCUUCAGCUGCUGUGGACGUCAGGACAUGGCCGCCUGUCCUGGACACCGAUGAUUUGCCAAAGAAGAGGCCCCCCCUGCUGUACAAACCCUCGAACCCCGACACCCUGGCCUACCUGGACUUCAGCGUGUCCACCACGGGCAUGCUCGCUGGGGUGAAGAUGUCCCACACUGCCACCAGUGCCUUCUGCCGCUCAAUCAAGCUGCAGUGCGAGCUGUACCCGUCCCGCGAAGUCGCCAUCUGCCUGGACCCCUACUGCGGCCUGGGCUUCGUCCUCUGGUGCCUGUGCAGUGUGUACUCGGGGCACCAGUCCAUCCUGAUCCCGCCCUCGGAGCUGGAGGUGAACCCGGCGCUCUGGCUGCUGGCGGUCAGUCAGUACAGGGUGCGCGACACCUUCUGCUCCUACUCCGUCAUGGAGCUGUGCACCAAGGGGCUGGGCCUGCAGACCGAUUCGCUCAAGUCCCGGGGCCUGGAGCUGUCGCGGGUGCGGACGUGCGUGGUGGUGGCGGAGGAGAGGCCCAGGAUAGCGCUGACCCAGUCCUUCUCCAAGCUCUUCAAGGACCUGGGGCUCCACCCCCGAGCCGUCAGCACCUCCUUCGGCUGCAGGGUCAACCUGGCCAUCUGCCUGCAGCCUCACAGGCUUGGGAAGCUUGCCGAUCAGGGCACGUCGGGACCCGACCCCACCACUGUGUUCGUGGACAUGAGAGCCCUGAGACACGACAGGGUGCGGCUGGUGGAGAGGGGAUCCCCACACAGCCUGCCGCUCAUGGAGUCGGGAAAGAUUUUACCCGGAGUUCGGAUCAUCAUCGCCAACCCGGAGACCAAGGGGCCUCUGGGAGAUUCUCACCUGGGAGAGAUCUGGGUGCACAGCGGGCACAACGCCAGCGGCUACUUCACCGUGUACGGCGACGAGUCGCUGCAGUCCGACCACUUCAGCUCGCGCCUCAGCUUCGGGGACACGCAGACCGUCUGGGCCAGGACGGGGUACCUGGGGUUCCUCCGGAGGACCGAGCUGACCGACGCCAGCGGGGAGAGGCACGACGCGCUGUACGUGGUGGGGGCGCUGGACGAGGCGAUGGAGCUGAGGGGGAUGCGGUACCACCCCAUCGACAUCGAGACCUCCGUCAUCCGGACGCACAAGAGCAUCACCGAAUGCGCGGUGUUCACCUGGACCAACCUGCUGGUGGUGGUGGUGGAGCUGGACGGCUCGGAGCAGGAGGCGCUGGACCUGGUGCCGCUGGUGACCAACGUGGUGCUGGAGGAGCACUACCUGAUCGUGGGCGUGGUGGUGGUGGUGGACAUCGGCGUCAUCCCCAUCAACUCGCGCGGCGAGAAGCAGCGCAUGCACCUGCGCGACGGCUUCCUGGCCGACCAGCUGGACCCCAUCUACGUGGCCUACAACAUGUAGGCCCCCGGGCCCCCCCCCCCCCUCACGGACCUCACUACCACUGUACUAUAUGUACAUAACUGCGAAACGGAAGACACACACACGCACACGCACGCACACACACAUACAUGCGGCUGUCCGCUGCAGAGGUGGGCGGGAAAACACGGACCGGAAUCCGCCGCCGGCUAGGACAGGAGCGAGCGAGUGACCCGCGCGGCUAGGCUACCCGGCUAGGACAGGAGCGAGUGAGCGAGCCGGCUAGGCUACCCGGCUAGGACAGGAGCGAGUGAGCGAGCCGGCUAGGCUACCCGACUAGGACAGGAGCGAGCGAGCCGCGGCUAGCUCCGGCUAGGACAGGAGCGAGUGAGCGAGCCGGCUAGGCUACCCGGUUUAGCCGUUCGCGUGCGGCGGCUAACGGUUUAGCCAUUCGCGCGCGGCGGCUAACGGUUUAGCCGUUCGCGUGCGGCGGGUAACGGUUUAGCCAUUCGCGUGCGGCGGCUAACGGUUUAGCCGUUCCGGCGCGGUGGCUAACGGUUUAGCCGUUCCGGCGCGGCGGGUAACGGUUUAGCCGCUCCCGUGCGGCGGCUAACGGUUUAGCCACUCCCGUGCGGAUUUCGACGUCGGCGGCGUAUAAACGUCACGUGUGACGCGCGUGUGCAGGAGGCUCGGGGUGCCACACGCGUGUGCAGGAGGCGCGGUGUGCCACACGCUCCUCGCUUGCUUGGAUGUUGCUUUCGGAAGUAAAGUGCGGCUCCACGUUUUCAUCUUGCGUAUGCUGAAGUAGCUCAUUUUUUUAACGUGCCCUCUAAGAGGUAAGGUUUUAUUUUUAUUUUUUUUUAUACUUACAUAUUGUGGCAAACUGUAUUUUAAGUUUAUUACUGUUUUUAAAAAAAUAUAAAGCAUUACAGAUGUUUCGAAUACCAGGCCAUAUUGUUUUAUUUAUUUAUCUUUUUUUUGUCCUUGAACUUUACAAAGGGGUGUGUUUUCUUUUUCUUUUGUUCUCAACCAGGCUUUUUCAAUUUUAAUUUGGGUCUUCUGUCACGAUUCCACCUUUAAGGUGGUGCCCCCUGUUUGUUUCAGUAUUGGAAACAGACGUUUAUUCAGUGGAGUCUUUGAUACCAUGGUAACUAAUGGAAGGGAAAAAAACACAAUGUGACUUCAUAUGUAAUUAUGUAAAAAAAAAAAAAAAAACCUUUAAUUUAUUUUGUGCUCUUUAGAAAUAUAAGAGAGAAGACAUUUAAGAAUGUUCUACUCGAAAUAUUUGCUAAUAUAAAAGAAAGCAUUGUAUUAUCUUGAGUGAAUAGUCUCACAUCAAGUAUAUAAAAUAUAAAUAUAUAAAUAUAUAUAUAUAAAUAUUAAAAAAUAACUAGUAUUCACCAAUGAAAAUGUUUGAAAUGCAGUACUUUUCACUUGCAUGGUGUGUGUCGUCGUAGAUGAAACAGAAGUCACUGAGCUGUUUGAGUGACACACACUGAAAGACACGCGGGGUGUCGCAGUCAAAUGCACCCCAGGGGAAACGUUUCCUGCAAAGAGGGAAGACUUUAAGCGUGACACACCAGUUAAAAUGAUUUAAGGUAACGUAGAAAGCCAGACAGAAACUGCAGCUUUAGAUCUGUGUUUGUAGCUGGCAUGCAGACUGCUCUACGGGUGUUUCUCCAGUGACAGGAGGAGAUGGCGCACAUGGAGAAUUGUAAAUAUAAAAAAAAUAAUUAAUUUAAAUCCUGAAUAUUUUUUGACAGUUGACUCCAUUGAAAGUGAGCGAUCAAACUCAGUUGAGGGGGAUCUGCUGUCUUCAAUGCUGACACGCUUAAAAAUAAUUAGACAACAUAAUAAUAAUGAUAAUAACAAUAAUAAUAAUAAUAAUACCCAUGGGAACCAUUAAUAGUGAAGAAAAGUCGUGGAAUGACUGUUGCUAUGGUAACACAAACACGUCCUUAGCCAGUUCUGUGGGAGUUCUGUGUUUACAUACAAGUGCUCGGAAGUGAAAAGUAUAUUGCUUGGAAUCGUGAAUUCGUUAAUGAUUUAUCAGUUCAUUCAAAGCACCUUUCUCCUGUGUGACUGAUCAGAGUGAGCCUGUUCCUUUGAGGUUUUUUUUUUUUUUUUUUUGUCGUUUUAAGUGUCUCGGUCUCUGUUGACGUGAUCCGUCCGUCAUUCGAAGAAACAUUUCAACGACGCCUGACGGAACAAGAGGCUUUGCUCAAGCUGCAGUUUGCGUUUCCUGUUAUCAUUUCAUCCGGUUCACAAAUCCGUUCAAAUUCUCUCUAACACGACGGCGUAUUUAUUAUUUUGUUAUUUACCGUAUGUAUAGUUUCUCUUCUGUCUUUGUUCCACUGGUUGUCCUUUGGGAUUUUGCAUUGAUUUUUUAUUUUUUUUGUUCGUUUGUUCAUGUGAUUACAGUGGCAUACCUUAAAGCAUGUUCUGUGCCUUCAGCAACUGAGGGAAAAAAAAAAUAAAAAAUUAACAGCAGGAGCCAAAAACAAAUCAGUUAUGCCAAAACUCAUCUUUUGAACUAUUAUUUAAAGCGUCAUUAGAGCUCUCGGGGUUCCUAGCGGUUUAUAAAAAUUAAGCGUGUAGAAAAAAGAGAGAAGCGAACGUUACCGUCUGUCGUUUGUCUCUUCUUGGGGCAUCUGUUGGCGGGAUGCGUUCUUCCACACAGAUGAGCAACGUGGCUUUUGCGCUCUCGUUGUUGGAGGUCUUAGCACACCCUUUUUAGGCAUGUCCACUAGUAACCACUUACCCCCCCUCCCAGAGUCCACGCUCAGUGGUUGUCCAGCUAACUCAGAAAGAUUUUUCCUGAACGUUGGGGAUAAUUCUUGCCAGUUUUCCCGAUUCGGUUGUGAGGUGAAGUUACUGGGGGAGAGUGACCCCCCCAAACAGUUCUUGUUCCUUUCAGAGAAGGUCUGUCAGUGUCACAGAGGACAAAAACACUCCAAGCAAGUAAAAUUAAAGUCAAAUGACGUUAGUUAUUUAGUUCCCCCCGUUUUGGGGAAAAAAACAUUUUUGCCCUGACGUUCUUGGAAAGUUCUGGAAACCUGGGCGGUAGCUCUGUGUGUUGCAUUAAAUGUGUGUUCCAUAAAGACUCAUCUCAACAAUAUAUGGCUCACUCCCAAAACAUCGGUCAUCACCAACCCCCCUUUUUAAGAAAAGCAAUUUAAUUUGCCUUUUUGCGACCAGUAAAAUGUAGCCUACCUGUUCCCCCCCCCCCCCCCUUUUUUUUUUUUUUUACCACAAGCGUAAGCACCCGCAGUUGCACAUUUAAAAAGCAUAUCAACCCGUCAAUAUCUGUGUUUGUUCCAUAUGAAAUCAGUGUCUAUUAGAGACGGCAGUGACACAAUCAGAGGUAAUGGUACGGUCUGCCGUGUUCCAGCGUUGUCCCUUUACGCGCGGCCAUCGAGGACAUGGCGUCUUCGUUACAGACUAAAAGUGCAAUCGAGAAGCAGAGAAUCCGUUUAUUUGAAAGAUUAACGUUUUAAAAAUAAGCCUACAGUUUCUUUAUGGGGAUCGGUUUACAUGUGAACUGUUAGUGACAAUAUUUUUUUUCCUCUUGUUUUUAAAGAAGAAAAAAAGUCUUAUAGUCUAUGUUUGGAAGCGUUGAUGAUGUCAUUCCCAAAUAUUAAAAAAAGAAAGAAAUGUUUUCCUAUCAAAGUAGAAAAAAAACUGCACAUAAUUUUGCAACAUUUUGUUACGUAAUUUCCAUUUUCUUGGAAAUUUAGACCUUGUGUGAGUGAGUCUGCAUGGUGUCUGUAUAUAUUGUUGGUCACACAAAAAAAAGAAUAAUACAGUUUAUUUUGUAUGGUGCAGGUGUGUUUGGAGCUUCUGUUUUGUACGCGUUUAAAAGUAUUAAAACACACUUAUAGGAGCCUAUUUAGGCAACACACGCUGCCGACAUUCAUCAUUUCAGGUGCAAUAAAGUGUUUUCAUUGGGAAAAAAAAAAAACAAAACAAACAUUUUCAUGUGAAUUGGAAAAGUCAGUAAGUAAGACUGUGCACUCCACAAUACUCAGUUCCUCUUUCCAUUGUCUGUGCUCUUAACUGGUGAAGGAGUCGCGUUCACACUGUGCCACUCUUGUAUGACGGUCCCACUUAAUGUGUCACAAGUCGUGUUAACUCUUCAGUAACGUCGUGUAACGUUCAGACGCUCCCUUGCAGUAAAGACUGACCACAGCCUGCCGCAACACUGCACACGCAAUUGUUUGAGUGGCAGUGUUUGUAAUUUAACUUGUUGUGUCAAAGCAGCUCUCGGCUUUGGCUCCUGGUUUUUUCAUUUCUGCGUAUCUGUCAGUAUUUUUGGUCUUACAUUCUGUUAUUUUGUUCAACUCCUGCGUUCAGUUUUUUUUUAUACCAUAACAUGAUAAAAGAGAAGGACAUUAUUAUUAUUAUUAUUAUUAUUAUUUGCCAAUGAGUCUGUUGGACUUAGCAAUAAAGGCCUUUCCUUAGGUUCUGUACUGUAGAUAAAACCAUGUAUCAGAAUGUACAAAUCAUGUUAUACUGUGUUGUGACCUAGUGCUCUUUCAAAGGAUGGAAUUUCCAAAAAAAGAAAAACAGAAAAAAAAACAAGAAAAAACACCUAUGUGAAAAUGGAAAUACCAUACAUAACAAGACAAUGCACAACUACAAAAAAACAAAACAAAAUGGAGGACCCUGCAGUCAUUCUGUUUGCUGACAGUGCGUGAAUGAAAAGAACAGUGUUCUCAUGGUGCUUGUUAGUAGAUAUUAUUCCUGCUUGACACUUUACACCAGGGGGAGUCUGACCCUUAAAUCAGUGGAAUGUUAGCUGCAUUAUUUCAGUAAAUCUGGUGACAGGUUUAGAAAAACAUCCAUGUACACAGUUUAUCACAGCUGAGACUUUUUUUUUUCUUAGACAAAAAAAAAACAACAAAAAACAACAAAACAAGGAUAGAGACCUUUUUUCGUAUAUCCCAGAAACCACCAAGUACGCUUUGUACAUGUGUGAUAACAUCUGUUUUAUAUUUCAAAUGAACAAAAUAAAAGCUUUUAUUUUUGUUGCUGUGAA
Molecule: messenger RNA, 10198 nt
Organism: Anguilla rostrata (American eel)
Lineage: Eukaryota; Metazoa; Chordata; Actinopteri; Anguilliformes; Anguillidae
Product: disco-interacting protein 2 homolog C
Exons: 39
Coding region: 343-5205 (1620 amino acids)
Source: RefSeq, a predicted model, not a curated record